Molecule: messenger RNA, 1299 nt
Organism: Colletotrichum graminicola M1.001
Lineage: Eukaryota; Fungi; Ascomycota; Sordariomycetes; Glomerellales; Glomerellaceae
Product: fumarylacetoacetase
Exons: 2
Coding region: 1-1299 (432 amino acids)
Biological process (GO): homogentisate catabolic process; L-phenylalanine catabolic process; L-tyrosine catabolic process
Molecular function (GO): fumarylacetoacetase activity
Source: RefSeq, a predicted model, not a curated record
AUGUCAAGCUCGCAAUCCUGGGUUCCCGUAUCCCCCACGAGCCACUUCUCGCUGGCCAACAUCCCCUUCGGCAUCAUCUCCUCAAAGUCGGACCCGACUCAUCGGCCCGCGGUCGCCAUUGGAGACCAUGCCCUGGAUCUCAAAGCCUUCGCAAACGCUGGCGGCUUCGAUGCCCUGCCCUCGAUCCACAAGCACAUCUCCGUCUUCUCCUCGCCAACACUGAACGAGUUCGCCGCCCUGGACCGGCCCGUCCACCGCCAAGUGCGGGCGUAUCUUCAGUCCGUCCUCAGCGACAGCACCCCGCACGCCGGCCUGCUCAAGGACAACGCCGACAUGCGCCAGGCGGCCAUUCUCCCCUUCUCCGAGGUCCGGAACCACCUGCCCAUGGCCAUUGGCGAUUACACCGACUUCUACGCCGGCAAGAACCACGCGUACAACGUAGGCGUCCUCUUUCGCGGCCCGGACAACGCCCUGCAGCCAAACUACGUGCACCUCCCCGUCGCCUACCACGGCCGCGCCAGCAGCGUCGUCGUCUCUGGCACGCCCAUCCGCCGGCCCUGGGGUCAGAUUCUUAGGGACCCCAAGGCCGAGCCCAAGGUACCCGCACUCGCGCCCUGCGAGAGGCUCGACAUCGAACUCGAGUUGGGCAUGUUUGUGUGCCGCGAAAACAAUCUCGGCGAGCCUGUUCCGGUCGAUCAGGCCGAGGAGCACAUUUUUGGCUACGUGCUCAUGAACGACUGGAGCGCCCGCGACAUCCAGGCUUGGGAGUACGUCCCCCUGGGUCCUUUCACCUCAAAGAACCUCGGCACAAGCAUCAGCCCUUGGGUCGUGCUCGCCGACGCCCUCGCCGGGGCAAAGACAGCCGGCCUCGAGAACAAGACGGAGCUGCUGCCCUACCUCCGCGAGAGCAGGAAAGACAAUACCCUUGACAUCGAGCUGGAAGUCGAAAUCAUCACCGCCAGCGGGAACAAGACGACGCUCAGCCGCACCAACUCCAAGAACCUGCUCUGGUCGUGGCCGCAGAUGAUUGCGCACCACACCAUCACCGGCUGCAACUUGCGACCAGGCGACAUGUUUGGUUCGGGGACCAUCUCGGGCGCCGAUCCCGGCACCGAAGGCAGCAUCCUCGAACAGACAAAGGGAGGCAAGCAGGCCGUGAAGCUCAACGGAGGAGAGGAGAGGAAGUUCCUCCAGGACGGAGACACGGUAAUCAUCCGCGGCUGGAGCGGGCAGAAGGGCGCGAUCGUCGGGUUCGGCGAAGUAUCUGGCCAGAUUGAAGCCCCCUUGAAGCUUUUCUAG